ACAAAAAUAAAUAAAUUUGGCAAUUAAGCAAAAGAGAGUAUAAUAAGGUGUGAAACUUUGCAGCCAUGACCGUUUGUGUUCAACUCGAUUCAUAUAUGGCAGGGACACUCCGAACCACAUUCCUCAAUCCCCUCACCGCAGGAUGUAUGACUUCCGUUCGCCGUCGACUUUAUUUUCCGGGUACCCUCUUUCCAUUUUCCUGCAAUCAUUACUCGGUCAGAAUCCAACUCCGUCCAGCACUCGCUCGGAAGUGUCCCUCAUUUCCUUCAAUUUCUAUUAGAGCCCAAAAGCAAUCUUACCAGGGUAAUGAAAGUGAAAACCAAAUUCCAGUAGAAGACUACAAUUGGGCGGCACCUAUUCUGAAUUUCGCAUCAAAUAACUUUCUUCCAUUAGCUCUUAUAUGCGGAGUAACCCUUGGGUUGGCAAAUCCUAGCCUUGGUUGUAUUGCAGAUAGAUAUUAUCUCUCCAAGCUCAGCACUUUUGGGAUAUUCACUAUCUCCGGGCUGACACUCCGUACAGAAGAAAUCGCUGCUGCUGCUGAAGCUUGGCCGGUUGCACUGUUUGGUCUUGUAUGAACUUCCUUCUCAUGUGCCAAUUUACUUUUUGCUUCUAUUUUGUUCAUCACACCUCUGUUUUCAAAGAUUAUUUUGCUGCUUCGGCUUCAGCCUCAAGAAUUCAUCACAGGUCUAGCUAUAUUUUGCUGCAUGCCAACAACAUUAUCUAGCGGAGUGGCUCUAACUAGGCUGGCUGGAGGAAAUUCUGCCCUUGCUCUUACAAUCACAUUGAUAUCAAGUCUCACAGGAAUUCUGAUUAUACCGUUUUCCAUCUCAAAGCUCAUUGCCAGGGGAGUUGGUCUACCUGUUCCGACUCAGCAGCUGUUGACAGGCCUUGUUCUAACACUCUUGGUUCCUCUCAUUCUCGGGAAGGUUUUUCGAGAUUCUUUCAAGAGAUUGGCAGAAUUUGCUGAUCUGAAUCGCAAGCUCCUGUCUGUGACAAGUGCAGUUCUCCUCAGUUUAUGAGGCAGCUAUGAUUCGAGAUCGUGAAGAGUAUCUUUGAAAAUCACAAGUUCCGUAAAUGAAACAGUAAUUCCUGUUUUUUCUUUCUUAUUUAUUUAUUUAUCUAAACAGGCCCCAUUUAUACAAGUGAGUAAAUCAAGAUCACUGCUCUUACUGGUUAACCCAGCUGCUUUUCUCAUUGCAGUGGUCAUGGGAGCGCUUUUGCAUGUAAUAUUAUUUUCUUUUAACGCUCUUGCGAUAAGAAUUUUCUCUCUUGGUGGACCCAAAUCAGCUUUCGCGAAGAAGGAAAAUGCCAGUGCCCUCUUAUUUGUUGCGAGCCAGAAAACGUUACCGGUCAUGGUAGCUGUUGUUGAACAGCUUGGUGGUGCACUGGGUGAACCUGGUCUGCUGAUUCUUCCCGGUGUAGCAGCCCAUUUGAGCCAGAUAAUCAUGGAUUCAUUUGUAGUCAACUAUUGGCAGAAGGAUCGAGCUAAUAAUCUAUAGUAUCGAGCCAAUAAUCAUUUGUGUUUAUUCCUUCGAUGCAUGGGCUUCCUGAAUUUUACCUAAACACAUCCAUGUUAAAUGUACUUUGAUCAAGUGCUCAAGAGUUUUUUUCCGUA
This is a messenger RNA of Cuscuta epithymum, 1615 nucleotides long. The record is from the annotation of a GenBank genome assembly. NCBI's taxonomy places the organism in Eukaryota, Viridiplantae, Streptophyta, Magnoliopsida, Solanales, Convolvulaceae.